UGAACCCGGACGUGAUCUCUCUACCUGCACAGGCGAGUGACGUCUUUCCGACGCGACUAUUCAGUUUUGGAUUCCCAAAGAAGAUAUGAGGUUUGAUCUCCUUCUCCCCUGUCUACAGCUGCUGUGGUUGACUGCAGCAAUCCCAUGGAGACCGGACGAGAGGAAAGUUUCUGGACCCACUUGCAUCAAGCUGGGUCAAAGGGUUUCACUCACACACACACUGGAAUGCGGGAGAUGGGUAUGGAAAUACACAAAGAGGCCAUCCACAUUUUUCAGUACACUUUCAACCAGAAAACUAGUCACGUGGCCUCCCGGAGUAGUACCGGAACCAAAUUGCGCAUCAAAAAUUUGCUGUAAAGUAGGCUCCAACCAUCUCCCUAUAGUAAACAUUUCAGGUGACACACCGGCACCCACAUUUUUCCACAACAUAACAGCCUGGUAUCAACUUAAAGCAGAGCCAGGAGCAAAAAUUGGGAGCAUGCGCACUCUCUAUGAAAAAACCAACAAUGGAUUAGAUCCUAAAAUCUGUUAUUCUACCAAAGAUUUAGAGCCCGCAAUAUAUAGGUGCACACACACUGAGACAAUCAACAAUACACAUAUGAGUUACACCGAAUAUAAAUUCGAUGUAACUUCAUAUGUACCUGAUAACAAUCAACCCGAAGCCUUUGUCUGGACUAGCCGGAGAGAAGGCAUGUAUUGCGUGGGAAAAUGUGUCAAUGACCCAUAUAAUUACACUGGGCCACAGAAUUGCACAUGGACAAUGAAUCACUGUUUUAAUUUAACCACCUGUGGAUAUAGCAAACCAAAGAAAUGUCCGAAACUAUAUCCUAUUCCUCAUGGUGGAUUGAUAAAAGGGAAUGUUAACAAGACAUUAUUUCAUGAUGUAAAUCUAGUAAUGACACAUGUAUCAUACAAUAUUUCCAACGUUUUAUCUGCUUACGUUAAUCACUGUGAUAACAAUGACAAGACAUAUGCAUGGCUACAGUCACGAAUCGAUGAUUUAAUUUCUGAUUACAAAAACAGACUUGCCGUGCAAAUCUCACCUGCACGCUCAAAACGAGAUCUGCUCGGAAACAUAGCAGGUCUCUUCGGCUCAGUUAAUUCCAUUGCCAACAACUACAAAAUAACUGAACAAUCACAAUACUCAACAUGGUUGGCAAACCAGGUGGCCACUGGUUUUCAGCAUAUCACAAAUAGCAAUGAAAAUAUCAUAAAGGCGGUUCGAUCCGAAGCGCAGGCGCUUCUUGCGAUCAGCCACACAUUAUUCAAUCAGACCCGUACCAUCGAACGUGACUUAGCCUGUAGGACAUAUGCACAAGAUCUAUUCACUGCUGCUAGACAAGAAAUCCUUGAUCUUCGUCUGUACAAGACACCUAGACAUGUUUUGAAUGACCUUAUAGAGAUCUUAGAUCUACAUAGGUGGUAUGAAUCAGAACAAAUGAAAAAUGUAAGAUAUUCUGAAUUACUAUCCACCAUAAUGAUGUUUACAGGAAAUGAAUGUAAUGGAUGUAUUGGGUUUUUCGUCAGUUUUCCUUUAAUACACCCAGAUCAGGUUUUUCCAAAUUCAACUACCAUACGCUCUAUGGGCGUGGUAGUGAAGGAUCAGGUAAUUAAAUGGGAUCACCUCACUGGAUACAUGACACAAAAGGGUAAUGAGACCUUGUUUACCAGUCGCACAUGUUGCCAUGAAACGCACAAUUAUGUUAUCUGUACAUGUAACACAUUGCAACCUUUCUUCCCCAAUGACACCAAACUUAUAAAUGUUCAGUCGCUGCAUGGUUACUCUGAUGUUAUCCAGGUGUCACACUCACAGUGGUGCGUGGUCAGUGAGAUGAACUCUUUUACCUACGGAGGACUGACCUGCUCUGCUAAUCACUCGUUCUGCUUGGAAGUGACAGAAGACCUUUCGAUGGGUCAAGUCAACAUUUUGGGAAGAGUGCCACUGGACACAGAGACUUCACCAUGGUGGGAUGACACUUUCUAUGAGCAAGGUACACAAGCUGUGGUUGACACAAUGGAGCUAACACAGAGACUGAUCCUGCAAACUGAAUACCACCUCAACCAAGCGCAGGUUGAGAUCAACCUGGCACGAAAGACUGCACAACUGUUAUCCAGUUCAUCCACUCGGUCGGCACAGUACACAUACACCUGGUGGGACUGGGUGUUCCGGGGGUGUGCCAUUGGCAGUGCCCUGAUCUUCACCUUCACUAUGUUCCAGUGCUGCUACUUCAGGCACCUCAUCAGAUCUACACAGGAAUCCACACACGCUGCCCUUGCCCUCAGCCCACUGCAGAUACCCGUGUUCCAAAGACUGUAAAAAAAAAAAAAAAAAAAAAAAAAAAAAUUUGAUUUGUCUGACCCCGUAGGUACCCUAUCACAAUUCGCCCACGGGGCCAAGCGGGGAAAUACUGUAAGAAUUUUGAUUGAUCCUGACCAAAAGGUCAGCCCUUCCUGAGAAACAGCAUGGACGCCCGAGAAUGCAGUGUGUGUGCCCUGUAGGUGCCCGAGACAGCAGAACAUCAAAAGAGAACCUUUUGCAACACAACAAGUUUCCUACAGGACUCACGGCAGGAGACCAAGACCCCCAAAACACCUUUCUCGAGAAUCAGAACUUUGUAUUGUCGAGCAUCACAUCUCCAUACAAAUGGUUGAUCUGCGAACAGAUGGAUGCCCUUGAUUGCCGGGCAUCACAUCUCCAUGCAAAUGGCAGAUCUGCAGACAAAUGUCUGCCCCUCUACCCCUCCUUUCAUUGUUAUUCAUGUUUGAUUUCAUUAAAAAGGUUUCAUCGCGACUGGUACACAGGUUUCAUUCCCAUAUCAAUAAAACAAAGGUUUAAUAGCUUACACCCACUACAAAUGUAUCCAGGAUGAGGUGCCUCCCACAGGUCUGUAAGAACCAAUCACUGCAAACUCCCAUUUGUAAAUAAUGUAUACAUAAUGUUUAUUCCGUCUGGGUAUUUAAGGAGAGCUGACAAACAUUUCAGGGAAUCUGUAUACAGAUAUCCCGCACGAUCGCUGUGUGUAGUUUACAUCUCCAGGUAACAUUUUCAAACCUUCUCAUUUUGUACCAUUAAGGUUUUGUAUGAUUGAUCAAUGUAUUAUAUUACUUGAAUUGAAGAUUCACUUUUGUAUUAUAGAAUGUCUUUAUGGGAUUGAUCAAUGUUUUAUUUUGUCUGAGUUGGUUUUGAAUUAUUUCAUAUUUCUUAUGAUUGGUUUAUAUGUUAUAUUGUUUGAAUUGACUUUGAAUUAUUGAUUGAAUUGACUUUGAAUUAUUGUGUUGUUUACCUGGUAAAUAAAUUGUUACAUUUGUAUUCAUUCUAA
Misgurnus anguillicaudatus (oriental weatherfish) is the source of this 3320-nucleotide messenger RNA. The record is from RefSeq and is a predicted model, not a curated record. Lineage: Eukaryota; Metazoa; Chordata; Actinopteri; Cypriniformes; Cobitidae.